Molecule: messenger RNA, 1122 nt
Organism: Penicillium daleae
Lineage: Eukaryota; Fungi; Ascomycota; Eurotiomycetes; Eurotiales; Aspergillaceae
Product: putative pyruvate formate lyase activating enzyme
Exons: 2
Coding region: 1-1122 (373 amino acids)
Molecular function (GO): iron-sulfur cluster binding; catalytic activity
Source: RefSeq, a predicted model, not a curated record
AUGUACACUUUUGCCAGACGCUCACAUCGUAUUCUCCCCACAUCUCAUCACCGUAUCUCCCGUGGUCCCUUCGUUCUCAAGCGCUUCAUCGGAAUUCCCCCAGCGUUCCUCCUGGACGAUUACACCCCCCAGUACCACCUGCUAAGCUCGGUUGACGCCUCAAAGAAACGAUCCCUGGCAUACGCACACUUACGCGAAUGCAAUCUGUGCCCAAGAAAAUGCGGGGUAAACAGAUAUGAGACGACGGGGAUGUGCUUGAUCGGAGCGGAGACAGCCAAAGUCAACGUGAUCGCGCCACAUCGCGGAGAAGAGCCUUGUAUCCAGGGAUUCCACGGUAGUGGCUCAGUUUUCUUCUCCGGGUGCAAUCUUCGCUGUGUCUUCUGCCAGAAUCACGAGAUUGCUCACCAACGCAAGGGAUUUGACUUGACCCCCGAAGAACUUGCAGAAUGGUAUAUCAAGCUUCAACAAGUUGGCAACGUCCAUAACAUCAACCUAGUAACGCCCGAACAUGUCGUUCCUCAGGUCGUCCUUUCCAUCCUAGCCGCAAGGGACAUGGGUCUGCGCAUUCCAAUCAUCUACAAUACUUCGUCCUUCGACUCACUCGAUUCACUUAAACUUCUCGACGGUCUUGUGGACAUUUACCUCCCCGAUUUCAAAGUCUGGCGGAACGACACAUCAAAACGUCUCCUCAAGGCAGACAAUUACACCGCCACAGCAAUGGAAAGUAUCAAAGAGAUGCAUCGACAGGUCGGUGAUUUAUCAUUUACCUCAGACGGCAUUGCCAGGAAGGGUGUUCUUUUGCGACACCUAGUCAUGCCGGGUAAAGAGGAUGAAGGACGAGAGAUUAUGCGCUGGCUGGCUGAGAAUGUCUCGCGGGAUCUUUACGUGCAUAUCAUGGAGCAAUAUCAUCCUGACGCACAUGUAGGGAAGAAGAAUCGAGUAACGAGGAGAGUUCGUAUGGGAGAAGGAGAAGGUGAUACGGCUAAAGAGGAGGUUCGGUAUGCGGAAAUCAAUCGUGCUGUACGCGAUGAUGAACUCAGUUCCGUUCGAGAGGCUGCAGUCAAGGCUGGACUAUGGCGGUUUUGCGAGGUUAAUGAGCAGAAAAGUGCGUUUCAUCUGUGA